AUGGAAGAAGGAAGCGAUGUUGCUGCGGAAGAUUCCCGUCUUCCGACCCGGUUGAUGAAAACCGAUCACUUCCCGAACCGGCGGUUGAACUGCUAUUCAAAGGCAGAUACAAUUGCGUUUGUGAAAUAUACGCUGAGAGAUAGGCCGGAAGUGUUCCAGAGAAUUCGAAACUCCCGCUUUGGAAAGCUUUGGGAUUUUCCCGCCGUCAGAUGUCCAAUAUCCUGCAAACUUAUCCACGCUCUUUUGUGUCGCCAACUGCUGUCCAAGAAACACUAUGAGAUGUGGACGGUUUUUGGUGGACAACCUCUCCAUUUCUCGCUUUCCGAGUUUGCAAGCAUUACUGGGCUUCACUGCGGCGAAUUCCCGGAAAAUUAUGACCCGGAUUGGUAUCCACCCGUUUCGAAGGGGCCUGACAGGUGGUGGCGGGAGUUUAUAGGAAACGACUCCCGAACAACAAUCGCCGAUAUUGCUACAACUCUGGAAAGUGAUGAAGAUAUGGAUGAUGAUCGGAAGCUGAGACUGUGUCUCAUUCUCCUUGUGGAUGGUGUCCUUUGCGUGAGCAGCCAGGUACUUAAUGGAGCUUUGGAGUCAUUUGGGAGAAGGAGUGUUGGAGACGUCAAGACCAAGAGCAACCAGGAUGCGAACCAGGAUGAGGAACCCGUUUGUCACCUUUCCUUGACCAAGAAGAGAGUUGACCACAUCCAAGUGAAACGCAGCGUUUUGGGCUUAAAUCUUGGGGAAGGAAAGAAGAAGGGUUUUAGAGAGUCUCCACUAUAA
Microthlaspi erraticum is the source of this 777-nucleotide messenger RNA. The record is from the annotation of a GenBank genome assembly. Lineage: Eukaryota; Viridiplantae; Streptophyta; Magnoliopsida; Brassicales; Brassicaceae.